Messenger RNA from Trichoderma gamsii, 4557 nucleotides. RefSeq lists its product as hypothetical. NCBI's taxonomy places the organism in Eukaryota, Fungi, Ascomycota, Sordariomycetes, Hypocreales, Hypocreaceae. The transcript is spliced from 4 exons. The coding region runs from base 1 to 4557 and encodes 1518 amino acids. Gene Ontology annotation, biological process: siRNA processing. Gene Ontology annotation, cellular component: cytoplasm; nucleus; RISC complex. The record is from RefSeq and is a predicted model, not a curated record. Gene Ontology annotation, molecular function: DNA binding; RNA binding; ribonuclease III activity.
AUGUCAGCUAUACCAAACCCACCGCUGGAAGAUGUUGUACGAGAACCUGAUGAUCAACCCGAACUCGAAGAUAUCGUCGAAGAUGAUGAGCAGAAGAAAGAUGACGACCAAGCGCAAGAAGCACCGGUGGCAAAGAACAGAAAACAGGAUAUGAAAUUCCAAGAGUGGCUUGAGAAGAACCAGAAAGAAGUCCUCAAGGCCUCGAAGGCGGAUAUGGACAGCCGGUUAGAGCGGCUGGACAAGAUAUCAAUCGAAAAGCUACUCAGAGGCAGUUCUGAGAGAAUUAUUGCGAGCCCCCGCGAAUACCAGAUUGACUUGUACGAGCGAGCAAAGAACGAGAAUACGAUUGUGGUCCUUGACACAGGCACUGGCAAAACACUAAUCGCUGCACUUCUUCUACGGAGAGUCCUUGAAGUCGAAGUAGAGAACCGCGCAAAGGGCUACACGCCCAAGACUGCCUUCUUCAUCGUGGAGAAGGUGGCGUUGUGUUUUCAGCAGCACGCUGUUCUGACCAGCAAUCUCGAGUUUCCAAUCGGCAAAAUCUUCGGCGACAUGAACGGUGAUAUUGGAUGUCCAGAGUUUUGGCGUCAACAGUUUUCAGAAAACAUGGCAUUUGUAUGUACUGCGCAGACAUUGCUCAGCAUGUUCGGCGCUGGUUUCAUCUCCAUGGACCGAGUUAACUUGCUUGUCUUCGACGAGGCGCAUCAUACAAAAAAGAACCACGCGUACGCCCGAAUCAUGGAGUAUUACCCUCGUUGGGAGAAUGAGCGUCCUCGUAUACUCGGGAUGACGGCAUCCCCAGUGGACACAUCAAAAGCAGAUGUUCGCAUAGCUGCUAUGGACUUGGAAGAAACGCUCUGUGGUAAAAUCGCCACAAUCUCGGACGAGUCCAUAGGGGGGUUUCGGGAUAAUCGAGAUGAAACAGAGCGUACCGAAUGCUAUGAGAAACUGGAGGAUCCCGAACACUCAAAGACAAAUCUGUGGGAGGCCAUCUCUCGCUGUAUUGGUCACAAUUCGCAAUUCAAAGCGCAUCUUAGCUUUACAAGGGACGCAUCCUCAGUCUUGGGUACGUGGUGCGCAGACCGAUACUGGCAGCUCCUAAUCACAAACGACGAGAUGGCUAAAAUUGAGGCAAAGACUGGGCGUGACACUCUGGACCUUGACGUUUUCGACAGCGAUGAGGCCAUAGCGGCUGUUAGUAGAACGAGAGACAUUAUUCAAGAUCACCAGUUCGGACCAAUAACCAAUAACUGGUCAGAUCUUUCGUCAAAGGUCAAAACACUCCAUGGAAUCCUUGACAAUGCCUUCAGUCAGCGGCUCUCGAAAAGGUGCAUUGUGUUUGUGGAACAAAGAACGACUGCAUUCCUGCUGGCAGAUUUGUUCAGCCAACCAGGAAUAAGUAUCCCAGGAAUGAGAACAGCCUACAUGAUUGGUUCCAACGUGACCUCGGGCGCGGCAUGUAUGUCCCUCAAGGACCAGGUCGUGUCUCUUCAAAAAUUCAAACGCGGCGAAUUCAACUGUCUUUUUGCCACUUCCGUAGCGGAGGAGGGAAUUGACGUACCAGAAUGCGACGUUAUCGUUCGCUUUGACCUCUGCGUAUCAGCCAUUCAAUAUAUUCAGUCAAAAGGCAGAGCUCGACAAAGCUCCUUCCUCUAUGUUACCAUGGUAGAAAGCAAGAACAUCCUCCAUCAUCAAAAAUUCCAGCAAGCGAAAUCAGCUGCAUUCGAGUUACAACGGUUUUGUCGUGCUCUACCCGACGAUCGCAAAGUGGAAGACUUUGAUGUCAGGCCUGAAGUAUUGAGAAGCUGUGAGUCUGUUAUUGCCACCGAGGCGGGUGGUGGCCUGAAGCUUGUCGACAGCUUGGCAUGUUUAGCCAAGUAUACAUCAUCUUUAUCCCGAGAUGGACUGCAAAAAGUGGAAUACGUUGUCCAGCCCGACAAGAAACAAUUCAUUGCGAGCGUUGUCUUGCCAGAUGGAUCACCGAUCAAGACUAUCCAAGGAGUAACACAACGAACCAAACAGCUAGCAAGAUGUUCGGCCGCCUUUGAAGCCUGCAGGAUCUUGAUUGAAAAAGGAUACAUCGAUAAGCACCUCCAGCCGGCUUUUGCCAAGAAAUUGCCUGCGAUGCGAAAUGCGAGAUUGGCGCUUUCAGCAGACAAGAAGUCAGAGUAUGAAAUGCUGGUCAAGCCCAGGUUUUGGUCACUUUGUCUCGGCCCUGAGCUUCCUACCGCCCUGUAUCAGACGACCAUAUCUCUCAGCCAGCCAGCAGCUCUUGGGUAUCCAUCCCGGCCUCUAAUUCUUCUAACGAGAAAUCCGCUGCCUGAUAUACCAAGCGCUCCCCUAUUUUUUAGCGGUGGUCAAACGUCCGCUGUCCGACUUUCACAUUCAGAGCCUUCCCUUGAAGUAACGGCAAAGGAGAUAAGGGCGCUAUCCGGCUUCACACUGAGGAUCUUUGCACAUGUUUUUAGUAAGGAAUAUGAGGCCGAACCACACGAGCUUCCAUAUUUUAUUGCUCCGUGUAGCGUUUCCAAGAACCAAAAUAAAGAAUACGAAUCAAAUAUCGACUGGGAGGCUGUGAAUUAUGUUGCAGCAACUGACUGUCUUGAGUGGUUAAACGCUCCAAAAGAGUUCUUCAAAGACAAGUUUGCCGCGGAUCCAUGGGACGGAUCACGCAAAUACAUCUUGCGUGGGAUCAACGAACAGCUGAAGCCAUCUGAUCCGACUCCGGCUGGUGUUCCCCAGCCAAAGAGCUUGGCGUAUAAAAAGGUUGAGCAAACCAUCAAAGAGUACAGCAACAGUCUUUCCUUGCAGUCGAGAAAGCGAAGAAAUUGGAGUGAUGAUCAGCCAGUCGUCAACGCUGAACUUCUUUCGAUAAGACGAAACUUUUUGGACGAGUUCUUUAUCGAUGACAAGGCGGACAGCACUUGUUACGUUAUUCUUGAGCCCCUCAGGGUAUCUCCUCUGCCGGUUGACAUUGCCAUCAUGGCCUUACUUUUGCCUGUGGUCAUGUACAGGAUCGACUCUGUGUUGAUCGCCUCGGAAAUAUGCUCAUUAGUUGAUCUGGCCGUUCGCCCUGAACUUGCUCUGGAAGCAGUCACCAAGGACAGUUUCAAUACCGAAGAGCACGGUGAAAACCAGGUCGAUUUUCAACCCGGCAUGGGUAAGAAUUACGAGCGCCUAGAAUUUCUUGGCGACACCUUCUUAAAGAUGGCUACCACUAUCUCUGUGUACACACUCUACCCCAACGAGAACGAAUUCGAGUACCAUGUGAAGCGGAUGUUAAUGCUGAACAACAAAAACUUGUUUACUCAUGCCAUAGAGAAGAAGUUGCCGGGCUAUAUCCGUACCAGAGCAUUUGACCGUCGAACAUGGUAUCCGAGCGAUCUCAAGCUGAAGAAGGGCAAACCAACCAAAGCAAAGGCUAGGCAUUGCUUAUCACACAAAUCGAUUGCAGACGUUUGUGAAGCGCUCAUUGGAGCAGCGUACUUGACAGGCAAGAGCAACAAUAGCAUGGAUAUGGCGGUAAAGGCAGUCACAGCCAUGGUCGACUCGGAAAACCACACCAUGGUCAACUUUAGCGACUACCGUGCAAGAUAUACGGCCCCGGAAUGGCACAGCUAUGAGCCAAAUGCGGCGCAGCGCAACAUGGUGGAACGCAUUGCUGAGAUCACGGGCUACCGCUUCCAGUGCGCGCCUCUUCUACGCAGUGCCUUUAAGCACUCAUCGUACGUAUACGAAGAAAAGAUCAGGCGCGACUACCAACAACUUGAGUUUCUGGGAGAUGCUUUGAUAGACAUGGUCGUGGUCGACUUUUUAUAUAGCCGAUUCCCCGAAGCGGAUCCAAAGUGGCUGACAGAACACAAGAUGGCCAUGGUGUCGAAUCAGUUUCUGGGCUUCCUCAACGUUAAGCUUGGCCUUAGCAAGCAUCUAAUGCUUGCUACAUCCCAACUCCACAGCAAUAUCAGGGAGUAUACAGCCGAGGCCAAGGAAGCUGAGGAAAAGGCCAAGGCUUGCGAGCCACAAGACAGUGAAGCUGCAGCCGAUGCCCCGAGUGUGACGCAAGAUUUCUGGGCUGAGAUUCAGCAGCCGCCGAAAGCUCUGGCCGACGUUGUUGAGUCUCUUGUGGGUGCCAUGUUUGUCGACUCGGGGUACUCCUUCUCCGUGGUGCAAGACUUCUUUGCCAAGUUCAUACAGCCCUACUUCGAAGACAUGGCGCUACUCUCGUCAUUCGCUUCCAAUCACCCAGUCACCGUCCUAAUACACACCUUGCAGGAAGACUACCGCUGUACUCAGUGGAAGCUUCACAUGGCCAGCGUACCGCCCUCCACAGACGACGCGGGGGUCGCAAUCUUGGCCGAGAGCGAGCUUCUCUGCGCGCUAAUGAUCCAUGGCAACGUGAUUGCCCAUGCCACGUCGACAAAGAGCGGCGUGACUGCCAAGUUGACGGUUGCAAAAUUAGCGCUGAAGAAGCUGGAAUCUAUCCAGGACGCGAACCAUUUUAGGACGGAGAUGGGGUGUGAUUGUGGCGGUGGUGGUUCUGCGGCCGCUAUGAACUAG